AUGACGGUCUUGAGGUCAGUAUUGAUUGAUGCUUAUGUAGCUUUGGAUGGCGGUCGGGGGUUGAAGCCAGCGGUUUCGCAGAGGGUGGUUGAGGAUGAGAUUCUUUUUAAUGAAUUUAUGAACAACGGCAUUAACGUGCUUCAUUCGACAACAGCAAGAGAUACCAUGCUUUAUCCGCGUCUCCCGCAGCUUUGUCGAGAAUCCAGCGCCUUGUAUUCUAUCUGCAUUGCGUUCCAACUCGCACUAUCGAGCACAGCCACCUCUCAGUUCUGCGAGUACUUCGACACCGCAUUAAAGACCUUUCGAUCAGAACUAGCAUGCAGCACGACCCUAUCCGAUGGGACGUUGACUUCGGGGCUGCUGCUGUGUACCAUUGGCCUGAUGCACGGCCUGCCCUGGACUAUGCAUUUAGAAGGUAUGCACAACAUCCUGCAGAGCCACGGGCUCGAUGAUUUGCACCGCCAAACUACCCCAACUCAAUUUCGUAUCCACCUCCUCGAAGUGAUGGGAGUGCUAGACCUUGCCUGCUUUUCGGUUGGUCGCCAGGCUCCAGAGAUCGGUAUCUGGCGCCGGUAUUGCCAACCCGCGGCACUCAGGUAUGGUAUCGAGCCUGUCAGCGGUCUUCCUCGUACACUACUUGAUAUAUUUGCUGGGAUAGGCGCGGAGACUACGGAGCAGACUCUUUGGGACUGGGCUGGCGAGCCAGGGACCUUUUUACAAUGUUAUCUGUGGGAGGCACAUCGACUGGCUGGUAUCCUGAUCAUCAGAAAACAAGCUAACACGUCUUCUACUCCUACUCCCAAUAACAAUAUCUCGGCACGGCGGCAGCCUGCCAAGUGUCCGGCAGAUACAUCCGUUCUUGUUGCGAGAAUCCUGGCUAGUCUUGAUGCUCUCCGUCUCGCGUCAGGUGAGCGCCCAACGGAAGAUGUUUUCAUCAAGAAUGCAAUCUUGUUUCCUAUGUUUGUCGCUGGAUUGGAAGCCAGUGUCCUGCGUCGCAAGCCGGAAUGGAAACAGACCAUUAGGAACGGUUUGCUAGGUUCUCAUCAGUGUGAGGUUCUUCUUAGUUUGCUGGAAGAGUUAUGGCAGAAGGAAGAUCCAAAUCUGAGUGUGCAUGAGUUGGCUCGACAAAAACGUCUAGAGAUGGGGUUGAUAUAA
This is a messenger RNA of Penicillium egyptiacum, 1155 nucleotides long. The record is from the annotation of a GenBank genome assembly. Lineage: Eukaryota; Fungi; Ascomycota; Eurotiomycetes; Eurotiales; Aspergillaceae.